AUCUCAUGCUGAGAGGGCGAUUGAACUGAUGCUCCGCCUCUUGCCUCCAGAUCACUUGUUACUGUCUUCUAGUAAGCGUGUGAAGGCGUUAAUCCUAGAGGAGAUGGCUAUUGACAACCCAAAUAAGGAUGUUGAAAAGAAAUACUUGGAAGAGGCCCAUUCUCUGCACAAAGAAGCACUUGCCAUGGCCAUGCGUGCUUUUGGGGAAAUGAAUGUCCAGACAGCCAAACACUAUGGCAACCUUGGCAGACUCUUCCAGUCAAUGAGGCUCUUCCAGGUAGGUGUCUGCUAUUGA
This is a messenger RNA of Penaeus monodon (black tiger shrimp), 295 nucleotides long. Its product is annotated as amyloid protein-binding protein 2-like. Gene Ontology annotation, molecular function: protein binding. The record is from RefSeq and is a predicted model, not a curated record. NCBI's taxonomy places the organism in Eukaryota, Metazoa, Arthropoda, Malacostraca, Decapoda, Penaeidae. Gene Ontology annotation, biological process: intracellular protein transport.